Molecule: messenger RNA, 942 nt
Organism: Monoraphidium neglectum
Lineage: Eukaryota; Viridiplantae; Chlorophyta; Chlorophyceae; Sphaeropleales; Selenastraceae
Exons: 4
Coding region: 1-942 (313 amino acids)
Biological process (GO): proteolysis
Molecular function (GO): serine-type endopeptidase activity
Source: RefSeq, a predicted model, not a curated record
AUGGUGCACCCGGGUUACCUCGGAUACUCCAACUCCAAGGAGCACCGCAACGAUCUGGCACUGAUCUUCCUGCAGAAGUGCGUGGCGCUGGGGCCGGACGUGGGGACCAUCGCCCUGGCGACGCAGCAGGAGUAUGAGGCGGCCUUCAACAGCACUUUGGUGGUGUCAGGCUGGGGCACGACGUCGUCGGGCGCCUCCGCCGGCGGCCAGAACGGCAGAAAGGCGUCCCAGCUGCAGUACGGCCUGCUGCAGCGCGUCGACCCCGCCAGCUGCCGCGCCAGCGUCGGCGCCGACCCGGCCGCCAACAUCUGCGCGGGCAGCGUGCCAGCAGUAGACGGCGGGGUGGUUCCUUUCCAAGACUCGUGCCAGGGUGACAGCGGGGGCCCUGCAGUGUUUAACAUCGGGGCACCCCUCGACCCUAUCGGGUCGGGGGCCGCGAGGGACGACCGGUUGGUCGGAAUCGUGUCGUAUGGCUACGGGUGCGGGCAGCCGGGGAUGCCAGGAGUAUACACCAACGUCCCGACCUAUCGAGACUGGAUUGUGGCCCAGAUGGACGCGACGCGCAAGCCGUGCGCAGCUUCCGCCCCGGCCACCUUUGUGGCGGCCAGCGCCACCCAGAACUGGGCGGGACGCCCCAGCCGCUCCUUUACCCUCAAGAUGACGUCAUCUGACGUCACCCCGGCGUCGCUGGUGGACCGAUGCCAGGCCGCCUGCGCGAAGCGCGCCGCGGCGCGCGCGUCGCAGCGGCCCGCCGCGGGCUGCGCCGCUUUCAGCGUGAGCGUCGCCCUGGGCCGGCUGGCGUCGGACGCGUCGGCGCCGCGGUGGUGCCACCUCUGGGCGCCCGCGGUGCCGACGGCGCUGUGCGCGCCGGGGGACACGACGAGGCUGUGCGCGCGCGCGUCGCUCGGCUCCUACCGCCUGCGCUACGGCGAUGCGGCGUGA